ACGGCGGCGCCUCACCAGUUGUACGCGCUCUUUCGUGGCCCAGCAAUCAGAAAGCGGCCACUCGUGAUUUCGUGUAACCCUUCAGUGCCUCCAAAGAAAAAUCGUCUUCAACCGAAUAAAUUUUUAUCCGAACAAACGGAGAACAAACAAUACACGAAGCUAGUUAAACAAAUCCUAAAAUAAGAUCAAAAGUAAGGAAUAGAAGAAUUUGGAAAAAGAGAGGCAUAGGAUCGGAGAUAGGAGAGACACACGGAGGAUUACGAUUGGAUCCCCGAUCUAAAGAUUGUCAGUGAUCGUCUUGUAUUAAGAGAAAACAGAAUUUUCGUCUGCACGCUGAUCGCGAACGAAUCGAAUCAAACGGAUUGAUCAUCAAAGAUCGAAGAGAGGUAUUCAAGAGACGAAGUCGCUGGAUCAAGUGCCUUGUUCUUUCUAUAUCGCCUCUGGGCGGCUCCUGGCUCUCGCAAGUAUCAUCAGUCCAAACUGACGGACUUAUUCUCAGUUCUCGCAGUACAAGCUCUAACCACCGACAACAGGAUGUUUUCCUUCUCGAGAGCUUUCCCGCCGAUUCUCUUCGCGACGCUCUUUGUCUGCAUCGGGCUGACACACAGUCUCAAAUGUUAUAAAUGUGGACAGUACAACGAGGGAGUCGGUAGCAUCACACCGUGUAUCAAUUAUACCGCUCACAUGCAUCUAAAGGAGUGUUUACCCACGGCCGAAUGGUGCAUUAAAUAUGUCAGCGAGGGCUCGACAGUUCGAGACUGCGUGCCAGUGUGCACAGAGAAGGAGGCCUGGAGCACGAGGACGUACUGUUGUCAGGAAGACGGUUGCAACUCAGCUCCAUCGUUCGUAUCUAGCAGCUGCUUGACGAUGCUUGCGAUCACGAUGGCGGCCCUCCUGAUGCUUCGUGGCUAAUACGUCGUUUCCGGCGACCAAGAGACCGCGAAUGGAAGCAACGGGAUCCCUGUAACGCGAGAAUCACUGCGCUAACCGAUUAUCGUCGAUUAUUGACCUGGCCCUCUUGCUGACUGGACGCUGACCAAUCGAUAGUCGUCGCCGAUCGAUCGGCCCAAAACCUAUCACGUUCCUAUCUUAAUCGGUUUUUCUUAUCCCCGUUUCCUGUUUCGACUUAGACUUUCAACGCUGACUUCGAUUCUGCACGUUGCAUAAUUUCCUAUAAUCCUUCCUCGCGAAUGCAAAAUUUCUUCUGCUUCCUAAUAGCAACGACUUAUUUCUCCUUUUUGUUCUUCUUCUUCUAGAAAUUGAUUUUGGUCAUGAGAUUGGAACAAUGAUAAUCAUUUAGGAUAAUUUUGUUAAACGAAUGGGAAAUGUCUUUUAUUCUCAUCCAUUUUCUCUUCUUUUCUCCUGGAGCAAUUUAUCUCUUCUUUGUUGAAAGAAAUACCUAUCGGAGAACUGUAUUUGCUAAUGAACAUGGUUUUACUAGUAUAAUACUCGGUUCGAACAAAUUCAUGUACAAACAACAACAAAAUAUAAACAACCAAGUGCUAUCAUCCCUUGUGGUUAAAAAUAAGUCAAAUAUAAGUAGGAACAUUCCUUCCUUUCAAUUUUUCAGUCUUUGUUUUCUAGAACCAUUCGCGAACGAUCUUAUUCAGUUUCAAUUUAUUAUAUUAGCCAUUUAAAAUACUUUUAUCUCGUUCUACAAAUAAUGCUGAUUGUGAAAAAAUUCAACUUUCUUUCUUCUCCUAGGAACUCUUACGCGGGUACUCUUUUCCCCGGCCGAAAUGUUUCUAACAUAUUCCCAAUCUAAAUGCAUAUUUUUACGUAAAUUAAACGUAUAUUCCAAGGUUCCAAAUAUUUAGCAGCAUAAUUAUUAUUGUCGUCGGCGCAUAUGUUGCGCCUCGUAAAUUACUUUAUAUAAUAAUUCUGUUGAUGCAACUAUUAUGUGCUUGCGAAACAAAUCGAAUAUUCAUUACACUCAUUAGAAGAUUACAUUCAUACACUCUUAGAAGAAGAGCAUCAUACCGAACUUGUAGUUACCUUAUAUACUUUUCCAUAAAUUCUCAACUAUCGGUAUACUCGAAUAAAAAUUGAUGACAAAGGAGGUUGCUAAGAUACUCCUUAUAAGACAGGAAGUACUCUUAUAUUAUAUUUUAAGCGUUAUUACAUUUAUUUCAUCCUCUGAGGAGACAUUAUUAUUUAUUUACAUUAUUUCGUUUUGGAGGAACGGUGUAAAUUCGGCUUCGGCUGCUCUUCCUCUUACGCUGAUGCUCGCCUCCAACAUCUUCGCUACUGAUCCUUCAAUUCGAUUUAUUCCAAAACUUUCCAUUCCAUCGCUGUGUUUCCUUGAUUUCGCGGUUGCGUCGCGUCGCCAUUAUGAGCGUUGGAUUUCUUCAGUCAGGCGUCCGCUUAAACUCGAGUUAAACCAAUGAAAUGGGAUUCUUCGAGACUUUGAACGUGUACUUCGAUAUCUUAUUCGUAUUAUGUAUUCGUUUUGAAUAUUUCUUAGUAUCGUGGAAUAAUUUUUCAACUUCUUAACUGGUCAAACUAAGUUAACUCACCAUUUAGAUUCACGAUUCACGAUUCACGAUUAAAUAUAAUUUUUUUAUUUAUAGAAUUUUUAUUGUUUAAUCAACUAACUGUUAUAGGUUUCAUUUGGGGAUUAAAGAAGCAAAUCUCUGUAUCGCAUAGAAGACUUUUAUUUUCGAAAUAAACGAUAUUCAAAAGCAUAUCGAUCGAAUCUACUGAAAAUACGAAUCUAAAUCUGUUGAUAAACCUAGAGUAAAGAAUGAACCUAAAUCUAUAAAAAAUCAUAAAAUAAUUGAAAAUGUUUUUAUAUACAUGUAUAUGUACGUAUGCAUGUACGUAUGUAUGUAUAAAUACAUACACACAUAAAAUAAUACAAUAAUCUUAAAAAAGAAAUUGUUUAUCACUACCACAUUGAUAUAUCGUUUCAUUUUUGUUAAACAUGAAAAACAAACAUAAAUUAUGCCACGUUUAUACUUGCAUCGGAUAAAGCCGCCUUAUUAAAUUAAAUGUUUACAUUGUAUUUGAUUUAUCUAAAUUCUGCAGAUAUUCUAAUUUAUAAUUAUUCAUCGUUCAAUUUUUUACUUCGAUUUUUAGUAGUUUUUCUUUUUCAUCGUAUGUCGAUUGAGAGGCUCGAAGAGUACGGUAGAUUUCUCUGUCGAAAGUGAAUUUUACUUGGCAUUCUGUAUUUAACAAGAACGAUGAUCUUUUUUUCAUUUUCAAUGAAAAAUUACUCCCUCUCCGUAUUCUUUGUUCGCCGCGAAGCCUUACUUGUCCGCUUCUCCCCUUAAAAGACUUUUCCCUUGGUUCUCGAUAAUCGAUUUUCGAUUUCUUCAUUCCCUCAGAAUCCUGCACAUUUUACGAAUCGGUUUUCCAUUUGGCUUCUCAACUUCUUCCAUUUACCAAGCUUAUUCUUCCACAUUUUCCUUCGUAACGGCUGCUUUUUUGUUUCUUCGCUGAACCUUUCCCGAUACCCGAAAUAUGUUCUUCGAGUCGCUCCUUCCAAUCUUCCACGACGUUCAUCCGAUCCUUUUUCUCAACGAGACAAAUGAAUUAAUAAAAUAAAGCAAAACGGAAGGGGGACAAAAAUGUAAAAUAAAAUACAAACAAAAGAAAUGUUAAGCCAAAUAUAACCGCGACGACUGUCGAUUCCAGUCGAGCAAGGAUGGUCACCGUGAUCUCGAGGCAAAAUAUGUUGGACCACAAGAAACUCGUGCCCGUGAUCUCGAUGGCGAAUGAGCGCCAAACGUGAAAUCGGAAACAGAAAAGAACACAGCGCGAAAAUAAAGGGAUUCCCAAAGUGGCUGGAUCUUUCGUGGUCGAUCCAUCUUUCUAUAGAUCGUAAGAUUUCCGAACGAGAAAAGAUCGAGGAUUUGCGGAUAAACAACGCGAUGAAAG
Messenger RNA from Bombus pyrosoma, 3879 nucleotides. Its product is annotated as U-scoloptoxin(05)-Sm1a. The coding region runs from base 535 to 912 and encodes 125 amino acids. The transcript has 4 exons. Lineage: Eukaryota; Metazoa; Arthropoda; Insecta; Hymenoptera; Apidae. The record is from RefSeq and is a predicted model, not a curated record.